Molecule: messenger RNA, 843 nt
Organism: Aspergillus alliaceus
Lineage: Eukaryota; Fungi; Ascomycota; Eurotiomycetes; Eurotiales; Aspergillaceae
Product: serine hydrolase-domain-containing protein
Exons: 1
Coding region: 1-843 (280 amino acids)
Biological process (GO): secondary metabolite biosynthetic process
Cellular component (GO): cytoplasm; nucleus
Source: RefSeq, a predicted model, not a curated record
AUGCUCCGAAACGUCAAUCCCAAGACCAAGAAGCCCGUGAUGGUAAUGCUACAUGGCUCGGGCAGUUCCGGUGCCAUCUUCAGCAUCCAGGCCCACCUUCUAGCCAAGGAGCUAUCCAAAACAUUUGAUUUGGUCUUUCUCGAUGCGCCGAUCCCAAGCGAACCGGGACCUGGAGUUCUUCCACUAUUCGCUGACAUGCCGGAUUACUACCGCUGGCUCGCCCCAGCAAACAUCCAACUGUCAGGAACUCAACGUCUAGUCGAGCUCUUUGACGCCGCCCGCCAUAUCCAGUCUCGGCUUGAUGCACAGAAUGUCAGCCCCGACCAAAUCACCGCAAUGCUUGGAUUCAGUCAAGGUGCUCUGAUUGCCCUGGCGAUGCUCGGGUUCCGCCUAAUUGGGCAGUCGAUAUGGGCCAACCUGCGCUUCUGCGUGGCUAUUGGGGUUGGUACCACGGGCAAUACGUUUCAGAUGGAGGGUGUGCAGCACAUGGUUGGCAUGCUGUCGGCAAUAUUAGGCCAGGCUGAUGGCAAAUUCCCAGGAUACACUGUCAAUGCCAUGGGGCUACAAGAUCUAUGGUAUAAGGAUGGAAAGCGCAUCGCGGAGAUGUGCGUCCCGGAGAGGACGAGGGUCAUAGAUUACCACGAUGGGCAUGUUGUUCCUCGCCAUCCAGUAGAGGUGAAAAAAUUGAUGAAAGCCAUCCAACAAAUUGACGAGGCCAGUCGGUCCAGCCUCAAUACAAUGCAACAUUCUAUGGUGGAGUCGAUGCCUUCUCUCCUCGCAGGAGGGGAUAUUUCGGAAGGACUGGCUGUGCUCGCGGCGAACGGAAUUCUAAUUCAACAGUAA